AUGAAAGACAUCCGCGAGAGGAUCCGCUCACAGACUCCGGCUCCGUACGAGCGCCGCGGACCUCCCAAGCCCCGGAUGGUUAGAAAAACCGGCAAUCUUACGCUUCAUCCUAUCACUCAACUUCCACCCGCCAUGAAAGAUGUUCACGAGCUGGUGCCUGCAUCGACUGCGACUACGAACGAGCGCCGCGAGCCUCCCAAGCCUCAGAUGGUCGGGAAAAGCGGCCAUCUCGCGCUCCAUCCUCUUUUUCAACCUUUACCCGCCAUGAACGACAUUCGCGAGAGGACUCCCACACCACCUGCACCAAUUCCGACUUCUAAGACCAAGCCCAAGCCCAGGUUUAUUAGAAAAAGCAACUUUCCCCACUUAAUGGGAGAGCGAGCGUCCUGGACCCCAAUUCCAGCUCAUUACUUGAGCUCGAACAUUGAUUUGAAGAUCAAGGUGGCUCAAGACUCCUCUGAACUCACCCUCCGGCGCGUGACUGAAGAGGACGCGGCUGAGGAGGAAGAGGUAAAGGACAUGUUGUUCAGGUUCUCGUCGGAAGAGUCAGACGGAGGCUCGAUGGCGAUGACGAGCCCUCGAGAUGCACCUGGCGUCUCCCUUGCGCAUGAUCUCUCAGACAGUCGACCGGGAACCAUCGACAUAGUCGUCGAAUCGUGUCCCCACAAGCUCAAGGCGUACGACACCUCCAUGACGUCUUUCAGGUCUAGAGGACCGCGCGCUAUAGCCCGUCCACCUCUCUCCAUGCCCGGCGUGAAAGCGCACGACAUCUUUAUGCACUGCACACCCGGUGGGCGUCAAAUAUGGCGGGCGACGGCCGAGCUGAAGUGGGUGCGGGCGGAGUUAGACAUGGUCCACCCCGUCUAUCGCAAACCCCAAUACGAUCUGCAUCUUUCGAACGAUAACUGGGCGCGAUGGAUUCUGCACAAGACUCUCGUUACGUACUACGGCAGGCAGAAGCUCCAUUUCACCUAG
Peniophora sp. CBMAI 1063 is the source of this 975-nucleotide messenger RNA. The record is from the annotation of a GenBank genome assembly. NCBI's taxonomy places the organism in Eukaryota, Fungi, Basidiomycota, Agaricomycetes, Russulales, Peniophoraceae.